AUGUCCUCCUCCCCAGAAUCCCAAUCCCCCUCCUCCCCCGACAGCCCCCGCCAUCUCGCCUGGCCAGUCCCCUCGGUCCCAAUCACAGUAACCCACUACAACACCCACACCCGCCAACACACAACCUCAACCACCACCACAACAACCACAAGCCCAACAGCAGGCCCCUCCCCAACCGGCGGCCCAACAAUGAUCAAAUCCCGCCGCUUCUACUCCUCCCCUCUCUCCGAUACCUCGAGCACCCCGGACCCAAAAACCCCCUUACAAGCCUACGGCCUCGAACAGCGCGAGCCCUCGAUCGCAGAGGAAAAACCGCACCUGCUGCGCCGGGUCUCGCACGCGCUCGACGAUAUCAAGGAGGAUUUUAGUCUGGGGUUGGAUGCGAGGGGGACGGCGGAGAAGAUAAGGAGUCGCAGGCGUGGGUCUGUGUUUUUUGAGGCUCCGCCGUCGAGCUCGUUGGCGCCGAGGCCGGAGUCUGCACGGCCGUUGUCUAUUUUUUCGACGGCGGGGUCUGUUGACCAUGGGAGUGGGAGUGCUGGGAAGAGGAUGAGUAGGAGGUUGUCGAUGUUUGGGGGUGGGUUUUCGCAGCGCAGGAAGAGAGUGGGAGAGAGUAUUUCGCAGCCGAAUUUGAUUGGGUCGUCGACGCAUUUGUGA
Aspergillus chevalieri is the source of this 654-nucleotide messenger RNA. RefSeq lists its product as uncharacterized. The transcript has a single exon. Lineage: Eukaryota; Fungi; Ascomycota; Eurotiomycetes; Eurotiales; Aspergillaceae. The coding region runs from base 1 to 654 and encodes 217 amino acids. The record is from RefSeq and is a predicted model, not a curated record.